AAUGCGUGUUUUUCACGGGAAUAACUGUCGUUGAAUCGAAAAAAAAAUGCAGAGUCUGCAAGAAAAGGCUUCCGAAUGGAGUGGGGUUGCCAUAGACGACGCUUUUUCCAUCGACAACACCAACCUCUUUAACAAGCUCGGCCUUCAAACCUUCAUCAACCUCUCCACCAAUUUCUACAACAGGGUAUACGCCGAAGAGGAAGAGUGGUUUCGUUCAAUAUUCGCUAAUUCUAAGAAAGAAGACGCUAUUCAAAACCAAUACGAGUUCUUCGUGCAACGAAUGGGUGGACCUCCUCUCUUUUCCCAAAGAAGAGGUAUUGUUUUGCUUUCUAGGAACCUACCAUUUGCUGCUGAUUCCAAUAUAACUUCAGUUAUAUUUGUGCCUGCAAUGUUAAAUUAUUAUUAUUCUUGUAAAAUGAACUGAAUUAUCGAGUUUGGUUCGUACGUUACUUAGGAAAAAAGUGCAUUUGAUUUGAUUAUUUGAAAUCUACUGACUCAUGUAGCCAGCUAGUAGAACAGUUUUCAGUAGACUUUGAAAAAAUUGUUAACUCAUUAUUUCCCUUAGAAUAUUUGAUGGUGUUCCGAUAGAACGUGAUAAGGUCAACAAUUUUUGUUAAACUAGACUCUCUUACUAUCUUAAAAGUGGACUUUAAGUACUCCUUGAAAUUAGUUUGUAUGUAACUUCAGUUUUGCAUCUAUUCAUAUUCUAUAAUUUGAUCCAUGAGGAAAUGGUUGGAGCCCAAAUGGAGGAUGGGUUACGUGGUUAUUAUGCGCAAGGGAGAACAUAAAGUAGGGAAUGCUUAAUGAGAUUCUCAUUUUAUCCUUCUCCUUCUCCGUGCUCUUCUGAAUUAUAAUUUCUCUAACACCUAUUCCAAGGGGAUUUUGUAUUCUUCAUGAAGGGCCUCCCAAUACGCUAAAACCAUUAAAUUGUUUCCUCAGUUUCACAUCAUGUCAUCAAGAUUAAUUGAGAACAAUCUCUCUUGAAGUGUGGGUCUCCACACUCGUAACACUUUAGACCUCCUUCAUUAGUCUACUGUGACUUGUCAUAUGGAUUUUUCUGCAAUUUCCCUUUAGAAGACCCUCCCUCUUCUGUUCUAACCACACGACUUGGAUCCAACUUCAGUUGCUCUACAGUUUUGGCUUUCUCUACUAGAGAUGGAAAAUCCCAAAAUAAUGGCUAAUGUUAUCCAGCAGCAGCAAGCAACCGCUGGACCCCAAGAUCAGCCUAACUUAGGCGAGUUUAUGAGACACAAUCCCCCUAAGUUUACUAGGAAGGAUACUCCAAACCAGGUUGAUUCCUGGAUCUAAGAGAUAGAGAAGAUCUUUAUGGCCAUCUCUUGUCUUGAAGAAAGGAAGUUGGGGUUCACAUCCUACCUUUUGAAUGAAGAAGUUGAGUACUGGUGGGUUGGCAAACAACAAAUGAUGGAAGCUCAAAGAGAGAAUGCAAAUUAGGAAAACCUCAAAGAGAGGUUCUAGGAGAAUUAUUUUCUCGAUAAAUUUGAAAGGGAUGCAAAGUUCAUAACCUUGCAACAAGGAAGAAUCUCCAUGCACGACUAUGAGGCUAGGUUUGAUUAUAUAGCAA
Vigna umbellata (rice bean) is the source of this 1582-nucleotide messenger RNA. The record is from RefSeq and is a predicted model, not a curated record. NCBI's taxonomy places the organism in Eukaryota, Viridiplantae, Streptophyta, Magnoliopsida, Fabales, Fabaceae.